Molecule: messenger RNA, 853 nt
Organism: Dreissena polymorpha
Lineage: Eukaryota; Metazoa; Mollusca; Bivalvia; Myida; Dreissenidae
Exons: 4
Coding region: 143-853 (236 amino acids)
Source: RefSeq, a predicted model, not a curated record
UAACAAUAAAUUUAAAUAAAAUCAAUACGGAAGAAUAAAGAUAUUUAAUGAGCUUAUUCAUGUGUUUGUUCAUAUGUUUUUGUCCUUUAAUGAUUUUAUUAAGUAAAAUAAUUUGAAAAAAGAAAUAUUGACCCCGCAGUAAAUGCUAUAUUCGAAGAAAAUGGCGGCGCAAUUCGUUCAGAGAGCUAAAGAAAUUAUUUUAUCAUGCGGUAGAAUUGUACUUGGUGAUCAAAGUAGGAAUGUUUUGGACGACUCUCUCCUUACCCUUAAUUCGUUGUUGCUAAAUGUUAGGAGAAUGUGCACCGAACAUCCGAGGAUGGAAGAACUUGCUAACAUCAUUGUCCGUAUGAUUGAAUCCAUAGAGCAACAUAAGAAUUCCUCGUUUCCAUCGGUCAGGUUCUUUUCUGCCAAUCAACAGAGGACAAGAGGUCGUCCUGUGUAUGUAAUUUCUCGAGAACAGCUGGAAUUCUUCAUUGAAGCUGGCUUUACAAGACGACAAAUGGCAGAUCUUCUGCAUGUGUCUGACUCAUCGGUCAAGCGAAGGCUUAGAUCCUUUGGUCUAAAGCUGAGGCAGACAUACUCGGUGCUGUCAAAUAAUGCAUUAGAUGAUCUUGUUCGAGAAGUGACCCAAGGGAACCCGUCCCUUGGUCAGAGAAUGGUUCAAGGCCUGCUGCAGAGCCGAGGACAUAGAGUUCAGAGGCAGAGAGUUGCUGACAGCCUAAUACGAGUUGAUGCCGCAGCAGUGGCUUUGAGAUGGUGUCAUUCCAUAAGACGACGGGUCUACAAGGUUGCAGCACCAAAUUCAUUGUGGCAUAUUGAUGGUGGUGGUGGUGGUGAGCAGUUGCUGCAGUAA